CGCAGCAAUGGAGCGACUCGAUGAGCUCUGUCAGCAGCUGGUCGUCCUGACUCCUGACAGCAGACACGCUCAGACUUCAAAGGUAUUCAGCCUCAACACUACAGUGACGACAUAACUUGAGAGACAAUAAUGGGGACUCAGGACGCUUCAAGGAUCGAAGACUGUCCUUUCUGCCUGAUAGUGAACAACCAGGCUGACACAGAGAUCCUGCUGAGCGUGAGUACCCGACUCUUCCUCCAUGUUCAGGAAGUAAACAGUGUAAACUCCUGCCUCUGCCUCUGUGUCUCUGUACAGGAUGAUGAGCUGCUCUGUUUCCGUGACAUGAAGCCUGGAGCCAUACAUCACUACCUCGUUAUUCCCAGGACUCAUAUUGACAACUGCAAAUGUCUCCAGGGGGAUCACAUACCUCUGGUGGAGCGGAUGAUAGAAAUGGCUACCAGUGUACUAGAGAAGAAUAAAGUCGGCGACCUGAGUGACGUCAGGAUGGGGUUUCACAUUCCUCCAUUCUCAUCUGUUCCCCACCUCCACCUCCACGCUCUGGCUCCAGCCAGUAAGAUGAACUUCAAGGCGCAGCUUCACUACGGGCCACAGUCUCACUGGUUCAUUACAGUCGACAAGGUGCUGUCUCAGUUGAGGACUCGUGGCAAGGUCAGAUGAAGAGAUACAAGGAGUCUGAAGGUGCAACUGUCUUUUUUUAUGUUGACAGGUUAUUUACUGUAAUCCCCUUACACUAAGAAUUUCAAAUCACCGUCCAUCUGACUUGACAUUUUAUGAUGUGUAUUCCUCAAUGUAUUGGUGAUUAAGUUGUGGAUAAAAGUGGAAUAAGGGCUGUUUGUUCAGGUGGAAGUGAUAAAAGUUUUUUUAAAAUGCAUUCUAGUCCUAUUAAAUGUCAAGUUAUGCAAUGAGGAGAGAAUUACAGAAUUUAGGAUAUGUAUUUACAGCGAUGGACAAUCACUUUUUUUGUAUGUUUACUUGUCUGUUUAAUAUGAAGUACAUCAAUUGAAACAGCUGCUUAUGCAUUUGAUAUCUUUGUGUCAUAAUUUAUUUGAUGAACUGGGGUGCAAUCUGUCUUUUAAUCCAAAUGUAAUGUUAUAUAUAAUUUUAAUAAAAGAUCUUGAGAAGCUCUUAA
This is a messenger RNA of Epinephelus lanceolatus (giant grouper), 1129 nucleotides long. RefSeq names its product adenosine 5'-monophosphoramidase HINT3-like. Gene Ontology annotation, molecular function: catalytic activity. The record is from RefSeq and is a predicted model, not a curated record. NCBI's taxonomy places the organism in Eukaryota, Metazoa, Chordata, Actinopteri, Perciformes, Serranidae.